This is a messenger RNA of Sesamum indicum (sesame), 1529 nucleotides long. Its product is annotated as phosphatidylinositol/phosphatidylcholine transfer protein SFH2. NCBI's taxonomy places the organism in Eukaryota, Viridiplantae, Streptophyta, Magnoliopsida, Lamiales, Pedaliaceae. The record is from RefSeq and is a predicted model, not a curated record.
AAUUAUUAUGUUAUUAGUAGCAGAAUCGUUCUUGUUGGGUGUUGCUGUGAGAAUCGCGAGUUGAACUUAGAAUUUAUCAACCGCAGAUAUCUUUAUGCCCUCAAUACUUUAUAAAGUGUUCUUUCUUGCUUUGUCUUUUUCUGUAAUUUGAACUUUUUUCCAUUUCUGUAAGGCGUCUUUGCUCUUAAGGUGGUUUGGUUGUGGGGUGGAACAAGAGAGGCCCGCUUUUUCCACAAGGGUCGCAACCCCACCAGCAAUUUGUGUGAGAGUGUGUGUGUGUGUGUGUGUGUGUGUAAAGAGGGAAAGCAACAAUGGAGUUCAUAACUGAGGAAAUGAUCAAACAGUUUCUGGCCCAGAUGGAAAUAAUUGAUGAACCACUGAAGAAAGCCUUCCUGAAUAUACAUAAUGGUUACCCAAGGGAGAAUUUGAUGAGGUUUCUAAAAGCAAGAGAUGGAAAUCUCUCGAAUGCACACAAGAUGCUUAUAGACUGCUUAAACUGGAGGAUACAAAAUGAAAUUGAUAACAUACUUGCGAAGCCUAUUGAUCCUAGCGAUGUGUAUAGAGCAAUACGGGAUUCUCAGCUAGUAGGAAUGUCUGGGUAUUCGAGAGAGGGUCUUCCUGUCAUUGCUGUGGGUGUCGGGCUCAGCACAUACGAUAAAACAUCUAUUCACUACUAUGUCCAAUCACAUAUCCAGAUGAAUGAAUACAGAGAUCGCGUGAUAUUGCCUUCGGCAACAAAAAAAUAUGGACGGUAUAUUGGCACAUGCAUAAAGAUUCUGGACAUGAGUGGUCUAAAGCUUUCUGCAUUGAAUCAAAUCAAGUUAUUGUCUGCAAUAUCAACGAUUGAUGACCUGAACUAUCCCGAGAAGACGCAGACUUAUUACAUAGUCAAUGCCCCAUACGUAUUUACAGCAUGCUGGAAGGUUGUUAGACCUCUUCUGCAAGAGAGAACGAGGAAGAAAGUUCAGGUUCUUUCGGGCUCUGGUAGAGAGGACUUGUUGAAGAUUAUGGACUAUGAAUCUCUCCCACAUUUUUGUAGAAGAGAAGGGCUGUUAGUGAUUGCUUUUCCUUGGACCAUCCCUUCCAUCAGCAGCUUUACAACUACGUCAAGGAGCAAGCUGCACUAAUGGACUCAGUUGCACUGGUCGAACAUGGUUCGGUCCAUGUAGAUGUCCCAGAGCCUGAUCCAGAAGAUAUCAAAAUUGCUCAAACUAUAGAAUCUGAGUUCCAGAGAAUCGGGAACCAAAACGGGCUUUCACACUCGUUCCAUGAGCUUAAGAUAACUGGGGAUUGAACGCAGUGGGGUGUCAGCGUACAACUACUGUAUAUAGCCUAAAGGGCCACCCACUCAAGAGCUGUAUUACACAAGCUAGCAUUACAAAGAUGCUGGGUUGUGUUGUUCUUGCCUCCUCUUCUUCGUCUUCCAUUUUUUUACUUGUGGUGGAUGCCACAUUGUCACCCAGCUUUAUGGAAAUCCAUAAGAACAAAUCCCGAGUUGUUUUAUAUUUGAUGAUUUAUCUUCUGAUCAG